AUGUCAGUUGCAGACGAAGGUGCAGUGAUGGCUUCUGAUAGGGGAAGUUGCGUAAACCGUGUGUCAGUGAAGGUGCCGCCGUUUUGGUGCGAGCGACCGGAGAUUUGGUUUGCUCAGAUUGAGGCGCAAUUCGCAGUAGGUACCAUCUCGAGUGACGUCACACAGUUCAACAUGAUAGUGGCAGCGAUUGAGUCAAGUAUCGUGGCCGAUGUGAGUGAUACAGUGCUUCAUUCCUCUGAAACUGGAAAGUACGCCAAUUUAAAGGUUCGCAUCAUAGAAGGCUACAGUGAGAGCGAGCAGCGAAAGAUUCAACGGUUGCUGUCGGAGGUUGAACUUGGUGAUAGACGACCAACACAGUUGCUAACGGAGUUGACAGCGUUAGCUAAAGACAACGUGGCACUGGGAGAACUGGCAAAAUUAGCAGACAAUUGA
Molecule: messenger RNA, 432 nt
Organism: Teleopsis dalmanni
Lineage: Eukaryota; Metazoa; Arthropoda; Insecta; Diptera; Diopsidae
Exons: 1
Coding region: 1-432 (143 amino acids)
Source: RefSeq, a predicted model, not a curated record